AUCAAGCCUUCCUCCACUUUGAUUUCACUUUUUUCAAUCGCUAAAUUCCUAGAGAAUGGAGUCAAUUACGUCACUAUCAUGCACUAGACCCGAAGGGAGCUGUCGAAACUAUUUCGAGUCAAAAGCUAAACAGGAGCUUGAUCCCUCCAUGUAGUCUCUCAGAUCCUGCCUCUGUGAUCUUUCUACACUGUAUUCUGUCUCAUCUUCUCUCCUGUACUUCCGCAACCAUGAACUCAAUAACAGACGCCCUCCAAAACCUAACAAAACCCUACCUUGACACCCUCCUCGACAAUGGCUACCUCCCGCACCCCAUCAUCCGUCGCGGCAUUCGCUCCCAACUCCGCGCCCGCAUCGCUGAAAUCUCAACCACCAACCUCUCCAAAGCCUAUGAGACCAAAAUGAAGUACGUCGAAGCGUUACGGCAGCGUCCAAUUGCGAUUGAGACCGCGACUGCGAACACGCAGCACUACGAGGUUGGUACGGGGGUGUUGAAGGGGUGUUUGGGGCCCAGGAUGAAGUAUAGUUGUUGUUGGUAUGAGGAUGAGGAACUGAAGAAGGGUAAUGUAAGUCUAGCAGAGGCGGAAGACGCGAUGCUGGAGUUAUAUGUGGAAAGAGCGGGAUUAGGCGAGGGAAUGCGGAUUCUGGAUCUUGGCUGCGGCUGGGGCUCCGGCGCCCUCUGCUUCGCCGAAAAAUUCCCCACCUCCCAAAUCACAGCGUUUUCGAAUUCGCGCACGCAGAAGACGUAUAUCGACUCCGUUGCCUCUUCAAAAGGCCUCACCAACCUCACCGUCACCACCGGCGACGUCGUCGACUACGACUUCCCCGCCUCCUCCUUCGACCGCGUCAUCAGCAUCGAGCUCUUCGAGCACAUGAAAAACUACGAAGCCCUCCUCUCCAAAGUCGCGCGCUGGCUCGUCCCCUCCGGCAAGCUCUUCGUGCACAUCUUCGCGCACAAAACGACCCCCUACGACUUCGAGCAAGGGUGGAUGACGGAGAAUUUCUUCACGGGCGGCACGAUGCCGAGUGCGGACCUGCUGCUUUACUUUCAGAGGGAUCUGAGGGUGAGGCAGCAGUGGUGGGUUAAUGGGUGGCAUUAUGCGCGGACGUGUGAGGAUUGGUUGGGGAAUAUGAUCAGGAAUAAGGGGGAGGUUUGGCCGUGUUUGGAGGAGACGUAUGGGAGGGAGGGGACGUUGAGGUGGUGGAAUCGGUGGCAGGUGUUUUAUUUGGCGUGUGCGGAGUUGUUUGCGUUUGAGGGGGGGGAUACGUGGGGAGUGAGUCAUUAUUUGUUUGAGAAGCCGGGGGAGUAGGGGAGUGGUGAAGGGGAGAAAGAUGGCGGAGGAGAUGUUCGGUAUGAUAUGCAAUAGGUCAAGUUGAAGGGAUUAGACAAGGGUAUCACGGAGUUCUCAGGACUGCACGUGAUAUGGAUUACUAAUGAACAGAAUCCGGGUAUAUAAACUCUCUGCCUACCAGUAUCAGAAGAGCAGAUCAAGAAAAGCCCCGCUCCAGGGUACCAAAACUGGGGCCAUGUCAUAUACAUGAGCUCCUGUGACAGCCAGCAAAACCAUACCAG
This is a messenger RNA of Mytilinidion resinicola, 1570 nucleotides long. RefSeq names its product S-adenosyl-L-methionine-dependent methyltransferase. NCBI's taxonomy places the organism in Eukaryota, Fungi, Ascomycota, Dothideomycetes, Mytilinidiales, Mytilinidiaceae. Bases 228 to 1307 code for a protein of 359 amino acids. The record is from RefSeq and is a predicted model, not a curated record. The transcript has 3 exons.